This is a messenger RNA of Laetiporus sulphureus 93-53, 3340 nucleotides long. RefSeq lists its product as uncharacterized. The record is from RefSeq and is a predicted model, not a curated record. The transcript has 11 exons. Gene Ontology annotation, cellular component: membrane; cytoplasm; microtubule. Gene Ontology annotation, molecular function: microtubule binding; GTP binding; GTPase activity. The coding region runs from base 226 to 3003 and encodes 925 amino acids. Lineage: Eukaryota; Fungi; Basidiomycota; Agaricomycetes; Polyporales; Laetiporaceae.
CGAAUGGCAACUCAAGAAGCUAGACGCAACAGAGCAGCUACAUGGUGAUGAAGAUAGAUUCAUUUCCAUAUGGCUUUCGGACAGUGAGCUCGAGCUUCCACGCGGCCUUCGGAACCUCAAAGUCACGCGAGAAACACGCGAUCAGCCACAAGCGCGAACUCCUUGGGCUGUAGCGUGUACCCGUCUUGCAUCGCAUUUUGCUCUGCUGCUCCGUCUACGUACAACAUGCCCGCCGAAGAUAUGUUGCCGCGGAAUGGCCGCAUUUCUGCAGAAAGCAGCUACGGUCAUCGCUCGAAAGACGCACUGGCUCUCGUCCAGAAGUUGCGAGCUCUCGGUGCACAGGCAGACCUUGACCUUCCUCGUAUUGCUGUAAUCGGGAACCAGAGCGCCGGAAAAUCUAGUCUUGUAGAAGCAAUUUCCGGUAUUACUGUUCCGAGAGAUGCAGGCACGUGUACGCGUUGUCCCAUGGAAUGCCGCAUGACGCAUUCGCCGAACGCGUGGCGAUGCAGGAUCUAUAUACGCUGGGAGUUUGACGAGACGGGCCAGAGACUGGACGAAGUCUCAGAGCGCCCGUUCGGCGAUGCUAUUACAGACAAAACUCAAGUAGAGCCUAUGCUGAGGCGUGCUCAAGCCGCAGUGCUGUAUCCUCACGUUGAUCCAGCGACCAUCCUCACCUCAACCAUGGAUCGCUUGAGUGGCCAGUUGGGUUUCGGAGGCAAGAAACCAUUACUGUUUUCGAAGAAUGCAGUUUGCAUCGAUCUUGCUGGACCGGAACUGACAGAUCUCUCCUUUGUGGAUCUGCCCGGCAUUAUACAAAAUGCGGACCCUCAUACGGUACAGCUGGUGGAAAGCCUCGUCACAUCACAUAUUACAGGCAAUUGUUUGAUUCUAAUUACAUUGCCCAUGAGCGAUGAUAUCGAAAAUCAAAAGGCUGCUCGAUUGGCUAAAGAGGCAGACCCUUCAGGCUUGCGAACAAUAGGCGUGCUUACGAAACCCGACACUCUGGCCGUGGGGUCUACGAAGCUUCGAGAGGCAUGGCUAGAAUUAAUUGAAGGACGCAGCGAUACCAAUAGAUUGGUGCACGGCUAUUUCUGCACACGCCAGCCCGAUGACGCCGAGCGUGCGGCCGGCAUCACUCAUGCUCAGGCUCGCAUUGCUGAGACAGAAUUCUUCUCCUCCACCCCUCCGUGGUCGUCAUCUUCUCACCAGCAUCGGUUUGGAACCGCGAACUUGGUUAGCACGCUGAGCAACCUACUGAUCAAAUACAUCAACGAGGCACUCCCGAAGUUGCAGACAGAGGUUUCACGGCAGCUCACCAAAUACGAUGCGGAGCUCUCCCAGCUGCCGCCUCCGGUAACGACUGAGCCGUCUGCAUACGUGCUCGGUCUUGUUGCGGAGUUUUGCAAGACGGUACAAGCGUAUAUCGUGGGCGGGCCGACCACCGCUUCGCUCGUGCAGGAGAAUCGACAAGCUUAUGCCACAUUCAAGCGAAGAAUUCGAUCUACUGCCCCGCCAUUUCUUCCUUACCCAUCACCACAAGAGUGCGGGCCGGACUCCAUACAGUACUUGCAGAUCGAUGACGAACGGGAUGAUGACAAUGUUGUGCAUAGUGGCUCAGGAGCGGCUACCUUUCCUCCAAAUUCUAUGUAUCUCCUGGACAUGAAGAAGUAUAUCCGCCAAUCGGUCACGCGGGAAUUGCCAUACAAUGUGCCUUACUCGGCCAAGAUGUCACUGAUCCAAGAUUUCCAGGAUUCAUGGGAACGUUUGAGUCGGGAGACGUUCGAAAAGGUAUACCAGCAGUUCGACAGCAUACUCACAUCCGUGACGCACAAAGAGUUUUCUCAAUAUGCGCAAUUACAAGCUAGAAUAAAUGCAGCCGUGCAAGAAAUCCUCAAGAUACGCAAAAAGGCCGCGUUGACGUACCUGAUCAACAUGUUACAGCUAGAGAAGACACCCUUUACCCAAAAUGACCACUAUUUGGCAUCAAAAGCUAGUAGCUACCUCGCUCGCUAUAAGGAUGCGCGGGCUGGCAAGACGACCGCCAAGACGAAUUCCGGAUCGCGUGGUACGAGCAUCUUCGGUGAUCCCGCCCAUCAGGCAAGAGGCGACCAAGACCAUGCCUUCUCUUCAUUCACCUUCGCAGUGCCCAAAAGCACGUCCAGCGCCACUGCACCUGCUACCUGUCCAGCAUCUGGACGCAUCUUCGGUGGUGGCGCGCAAUCCGGAUCUAGUGCUCCUCGACAAUCCGCGCCCUCUUCCUUCUCAGGAUUUUCGAGCUCCCAGUCCUCUAGUCCCUCCUUGCCGUCUCCCUUUGCGCCGAUCAGCACCGCGUCCAGCGCCGUUGAUGCCAAAGCCCGCCCAGCGUCCACAGCGAGCUCUAACAACACUCCGCAAGCCGGGUCCGGCUCAUUUGGACCUGGUUCUUCUCAGAAGAGGGACCAUUCACAGUCUGGCUUUGGCGCUCAUUCAACGUCUGUCUCCGUUGAUUACGCCAACUUCGUGAAAUCACCAUUCGUUCCACCCGCCUCAAGCACUGCGCAGCCCGUUCUCACAUCUGCCGAAACGCUGCCUUUUGCCGCUCAGCCUGCACCAGAAGCAGAUCUCGAGGAGCGUGAGAAGCUCCAGAAAGAAGCGUUGGCAUUGCUCACCAAGCUUGGCUAUACCGGCCUCGAAGUGGAAGACCUGGGCAAGCUCAAUCCGCCCGACGAGUUCGAGGAAGAACUUGAGGUAAUGGCCGAAGUCCGGGCGUACUUCCAUGUUGCAUACAAGCGGAUCAUCGACUACGUCCCGCUAUGCAUCGAUCAUAUGUUCUUAUACAACACCUCGAACAGUCUCCAGGCCUUCCUCAUCGAGAAACUUGGUCUAGGAUCAUCAAAAGCUGCCGAACGCUGCGCGGCGUACCUCGCGGAGAAUCCGAACAUCGUUGCCGUGAGAAAAGAGCUGAUGGCGAAGAAGGAGCGGCUGGAGAGCGUACAGGUCGAGCUGGACAAUUUUGGGUUGUAGAGCAGAACUCGGUACCAAAAGCAUAUGAUUUUGCACGAUCUAGGUAGCUUCUUGACUAUCGGAUAGAGACAUUAAGCACGGUUGUGUCGUGGAUCCUUCAAUAGCCUUAGCAAGAUCAGAUUACAGCAGCACAGCAGUACGAAUACAAAGAAAUAAUCCGUGAUAGCGACGAGAGAUCAUGCAGAACUAGCGCUACAACCAAAUCAAUCUACAGUGUCCAGGUUACCAAAUCAUGAUAGUCGAGACCCAUCCUUACUAUUCAAGGCUGGCGUCUACAAGAUCCCAUCCUUCCUCAUCUUCCUCGAUGAUCUGCUCCACAUCUCGAUGCUCUCUCCCU